UGCAGAUGGAUAGACGUUGGAUUCGUGGUACACUGUUCUGUCGUGAGUACAUUAAUGGUGUCAAAGAGUUUAUGAACCUCAUUCAAGAGAAAUUUAGUGAGGAUGAUAAAAUACUCUGCCCAUGUAGAGAAUGCCUUAAUCACAAAUACUGGCAUCAGGCCGUUGUGAACAAGCACAUAUUGACAAAUGGCAUGGAAACUACAUACACUCAUUGGAUAUAUCACGGAGAAGACUUCGAUGCAGAUGUUAUUGAACAUCCUGUUGAUGUGCAUGACAUCGAGGAUGGUAACAAUGGUGAUGACCAAUUUGAUGAGAUGUUUGGAGACCUAUGCACAGCAGUACAACAAGGUCAGAAGGAAACUGAAGAUGAAGAUGGUAAUAAUGAUGCAAACCCUUCUGAGAAUGAGUCUUUUCUGGCAAACGUGAAGAAAGAGGCUAAGCGACACCUUUAUCAUGGUUGUACCAAGUUUUCAAGGUUCUCAUUUGUGGUGAAGCUUCUUCAUUUGAAGUCAUCCCAUAGGAUCACAAAUAGUGCAUUUACUGACAUAUUGAAGCUAUUGGUUGAAGCUUUCCCUCAACCAAAUACACUCCCAAGGUCGUAUGAGGAAGCAAAAAAAUCUUCUGAAGGAAUUAGGCCUUGGGUAUGAGUCUAUACAUGUGUGCUUCAAUAACUGCAUUCUGUUCAGAAAGCAAUAUGCCAAGCAUGACAACUGCCCAGUUUGUGGCAUGUCAAGGUGGAAAGACCCUACUAGA
Molecule: messenger RNA, 753 nt
Organism: Triticum aestivum (bread wheat)
Lineage: Eukaryota; Viridiplantae; Streptophyta; Magnoliopsida; Poales; Poaceae
Exons: 1
Coding region: 6-647 (213 amino acids)
Source: RefSeq, a predicted model, not a curated record